Schistosoma turkestanicum is the source of this 2205-nucleotide messenger RNA. The record is from the annotation of a GenBank genome assembly. Lineage: Eukaryota; Metazoa; Platyhelminthes; Trematoda; Strigeidida; Schistosomatidae.
GGUGUUAGCUCAAAUGCUUAAAUCGCACCAUGAGAGAAGGAAAAAUAACUAGCGCUAGUGUUCCAAGAUUGUGCUUUGAUAACUGUCCCAGUUCUGAGGACGAACCAGUGUAUACUGUUGCCAAAGAAGAGAAUUUAUCUUCCCGCUCUGGUUCAACAGUCAGCUGGGGAACAGAAUCGUCGGAAGACUCAAGUCGUAAUUUGUUAGUACGUCCGGCUGUUUAUCCGCCUUGGGCCACACACUUGCCGUUGACUUCUUUAAAUGAAAUAGAAAACAAGGGAGCAACAUGUAACGCGCAGGACAACAAUAGAGACUCAUCUUCAUCGUGUGGCGACAUAACUCAGCGCAUAUGUUCUGAUCUCGAAAAACUGUGGCGAAAAGAAUCAGUUUGUAACAGCUCUGAGUAUGAGGCUGUCACUCCAAGAAAUAAAACAUCACAUAGUUUCAGUAGUAUGGUUACACCUAAGCAGUUGGUUGACAAUUCAAUUCGUCAGACACCAGGUCUUUCGAGACCAAGUAAACAACAUUUAGAUCAUUUAACAAUUAUUAAUGACGUGCAAACGAAUUUCAACAAGAGAAUAUGGUUUACUGCACGUCUACUUGUGUUUAAUAUGGAUGAUAUAACAAAUGCAAAGCAUACAAGGCAUACAAGCAGUAUGGAUUGGACCAAUUCAAUAUCUUCAUUUGCUUUACGUGACUUUAUUGGAAUAGGCUUUCCGAAUGAUUCUACUUGGGCUUUAUAUGAAGAUCAUAAAAUAGGAGUUAGUUCUAAACCAUUACCGUUUCUGCGUCGAUCAUUGUAUCAUUGUGUAUGGGGAACAAGAAGUGGGCAGGUGUAUUUGCCGGAAAUUGAUUUUUUCCCUGGAGCAGUAUUGUUUGUUCGUUAUUCCGAUAACCAUUAUCUACCUAAUCCAUUAAAACAGUUUUUGCAUCAUACUGGAAAUGUUCUUCGUAUUCUUAUCACUGGAGUAGAUCGACUAAGUAAACGUAAUGCAAUUGAAUCAGAGUUAACACGACAGAAGGUACCCAAAGAACAGUGGUUUUCUGUUAUGGCAAAACUUCAUGUUGCACGUUUAUUAAUGAGGCCGAGAUAUUUGAUGGAAUUGUUCAAACUACAGUGUUUAUGGCGCCAAGAUUUGAGAAAACGUCAUAAUCCAAUUGAAGCCUUUCUAAAUUUACAUUUAUACUACCGAAAUGCAGUCAAAAGUAACAAACAACUAAUGGGUGGCACUAUUAAUGAUACAAAUACUGAAAGUAACAAUAACCUUACAAAAGAAGAUGAGCUAACCUUAAGGAAACAGUUAAUUCGUAAAAUAUUUGAGGAUGGCUUAAUAUGGUUUAGACUUCCAGUACUAGACAAAACAGAGAACUUCGAUUUAUUAUGGAAUGCGUUGGAGGCCUAUUCAGGUUAUGAUGGAAUUGUACAUUUCGCAGAUUAUAUUUCACUUGUUUUUGGGGAAUUGCCCGAAGUUCAUCGUACACUUGUUAAGAAAGCAUUUACAAAAAUGGAUCCAAAUCGACUUGGUCACAUCCAAUUAUUGGAUAUUAAACGAUUUUUCAAUACUCCAAAAUGGGCCGUUAAUCAGCUGGGUACUAAAAUAGUUCAUUCAUUACCGGAUGUUCUGAAAAUUUUCGAAAAUUUUGUUCAUCAUCAAAAACGCCUAGAGUAUACAGAAUUCGAAGUAUAUUAUCAAGCCGUUUCUAUUACUUUAGGAGAAUGUCCUGUUGAUCAGUUAAAAUCAGAUGCAACAUAUAUGGACUUAUGCUCAUUGCUUCCAUCGAGUGAGUGUGCUCAGAAUUAUUUUCUAGGUGAGAAUACAAAUGGUUCCUGCGACAUAUUUACAAAAUUAAUACAAGACACAUGGUGUAUUUGAUUUUAUAUACUGCUACAACGAUAAUCAUGAUAUACAUACACAAAAAUACAAAAAACAUUUCUACCAAUUUUCAUAUAUGUAAACGUCAGUCACCGCUGAUUGUCUCAUGUAGUAUUGUGGUUUUUUAUCUGCACAAUUUUUCCCUUUGUAUUUAUGCAGUGAUACAGUCGAUAUGCUCUCGAAGAAUUUGGGGAUUUUUGUUCUUAAUUAGUUUUUAAAAUUGUUAAGUUUCACAGGUAUUAUUUCGUUUCUCACACAUACUGAUACACCUAUGCACCAAACUAAAUACGUUCCCAACAAUUUUUUCGGUACACAAUGUAAAAGAAAGACA